CUGAGAACUGGUCCUCGCCGCCGAGGGACCGGUUUCGCCCGUAGCAGACGGCCUUCGCGGACGGACCGCGAAAACAAUACCGGGCCCGCGCGUCCGGUUAAUGGAGGAGUGGAUGGCUUGGUGGCGGGACACCGGCGUCUCGGUGUGACUUCAGUCCGCCGUCGCUCGGGCAACGCAGCACAACAACAUGCCGGCUCCUCAGCUGUCCGCCCGCCGCCAGAUGCUGCUGUCCGCGCUGGUGCUGCUACUCGCCCCCAGCUGCCUGGGUAGCCCGCUGCACGGGCGAGGCUACGGCGGCCACGAGUGCUACGGCGGCGGCUACUCGCCGCUGUACGACAGCUACCUGCCGCCGGUGUGCAGCCCCAUCGCCGUGCUGGCCGAGCAGCCGUACAGCGUGGCCGACACGCUGGCGCCCGUGCCGCUGCUGACGGUGCCGCAGGCCAGCCUCAAGCUGGUGCGCGACCCUGCCCACCUGCACGGCGCCACGCCCGCCGACCAGUUCCAUGGAAUGAUUCCUGCCAUCAAAGUGUAUCUGCAAAGACCGAUGAUGGUGUCGUCUCCAGAGAGCGUCAUCUCUUUCCCAUCCGAUUUCACCGUGGUACACGACGGACUGCCCAUACUGCUGUCGGUGUCCGCAGUGAUCGCCCCUCUGCCGGCUGGAGCCUACCUAGCGGCCGGACAUCCCAUAGCCAUCAGAGUGCUGUAUGCGCUCUCAGUCAGUCCCGUGCAACAACAGCCCUUCCACUACUACUUGCCCAACAGGAGGCCGGCGACAGUGACUGCCCCUGUGGCGGUGACGGCGACCCCGCCGCUGCCCAGCCGCCCGCAGCAGACCAUCCCGCCGCGGCCCUCGGGCGACGAGGUGCUGGAGGUGGCUCCCCCCCAAGGGGACGUGCUGGUCACCGUGCUCGACUUCCCGGCCGCCGUGGCCUCGCCCUCUGUCAGCUUCUUCCCGCAGCCCAGCCAGGACGAGGACGGCAGUCUGGGCGGCCGCGAGCCGCCGCAGGCCGCGGUGCCGGCGGGCAUCGUGCAGUCCACGGCGCCGCUGCCCAACCUGUCCGUGUUCAUCAACUCCAAGGAGUCGCCCGAGCUGCAGGCGCUGCGCGACAAGGCGCAGGCGCAGGGCGUCUCCGUCGCGCCGGUGGUCGCCGAGGUUCUGCAGAACUGACCGCCGCCUCGGCCCGCGCUAGCCACUUCCCCUCGCAGCCGCUCACGCCACUUUAGUAUUUUCAAUACAUUAUAACAAGAACUCGGUCAAUUUGAAACUUUACAAACGUUGUAGUACCAUUCGCAAAUGAACGCUCGAUCCGUUGUCUAGACCCGCUGAUUUCAACAGUUCUAUUGGUCGAUCGUGAGCCAAGGUUUGUUCUUUUACACUAUUGGUCAAUGAUCCCGAAACGACACGCGGUCUUCAAUACCCCUGGUCUACCUAUACACAGGACUUAAUCUGUUUCGAGUUUCCUUGGCCUUUUCUUGUUCCAUUACCAUAGUGAGGCAACUGCGAGAAAUAGAGCAGGGUUGCCAAAUUGAUUACCAGCAGUCAUUCGUCAUGUGGUAAAUGUUUUUUUCUGUGACUAAAAGGCGCAUUCUUUAUCCUCAUAAAUCAAAACAAUCUACAUAUAAAGACACGUUUUUUAAAAAUAUAUAUGAUAUAUAUUUCAGGUAAUCAUAGUAAUUAGUGAUUCAGCUGUGAGAGUUUACAUUUUUUUUCUACCAUACAAAUGUCAGAGGCGAGUUAAAAAAAAUUAAAAUUGUAGAAUGAUUUGCAGCUAAACGCAACUACGAAAAUAAUAUAAGUAAAAUUUGCAAGAAAUCCAGUAUGCUUAUAUGAAACUUAUAUAAACGUUUUUAGUGUUCACUGCACAAUAGAUGACUAAAAUCAACCCCAUAUUGCGUAAAAUAAAAUUCACCACUCUUAUUGAAAACCUUUGUUUCAAAAAUUCACUGACUGUUGUACCAUACGCAGUAACCAAAUCAAGUAAUCUUCGGUUCCCGUUCGCCUCGCUGUUUGGAACAUGGAAUGCAGCGCGCGCGUGCUGGCCGAGGUUGCUAGGCAACGAACGACGAGAAGCGGGAUGCAGAAAGCGAGAGCCAGGCUCUAGGACGCCUCUAGCAGCCCGGUGCAGUGAGACGAAUGACUGCUGUUCCCCGCGGCCUAGCCACUGCGUGCACUGGCUUCGCCUGCUUCACAAAACAUUACGUUAUCUUCCGCGUGACUUGGAAACAUUCUCAGUCACAUGUAGCCGGAACCAUGCCUAAAAUCCAUUUACAUUUUCCAAAUAAGGAGGAGUGGCUAUCUGCGGCACAUCGAAAGCAAGGAAGAAAAUGGGGGAUGAAAACAACGAUCGUCGAUAGAGUUACGAUACUGAUCACAACAAAACCUGAAAUCCAAUCAAAAGUUUCUAUCAUGACAAGGAAAUAUACUAUCUUAUGUGUAGCAAAUAUGUGUAAAUUUGUGUCAAUUAAAUAAAUGGGCACAUACUGAAAUUCAAUUCGGAUUGAAGCCAGAGGCAGAUGCUAAAUUUUGAACGCAAAGUGAAAUAAACUAAUUUUUAGUUAUGACUAUUAAAAACGCAGUAAGAAAUAUUCACAAACUAAGCACUGGGAUUCCAUUAAUUAGAAGGUUCCUUAAACAGUAAAAGCCUCAUAAAAAGUCUACUUUUCAGGAUUUUAUUUGUCUUGUAUUAAUAUAGUAUAUAUUAUCGCCAGUAAACUGAACUACAUAUAUAAAACUGUUAAAAAACUGUGAAUAAUUGGGAUUUAAUUGUGUAAAUUGCCAUAACUGUUCCAUUUCAAAUCAGGUUGGCGCAGCUUUUAACUUUUUACCGGUGGCAUACUCGAGGGUUUGCAGUAGUUUUAAAACUUUCAUGUUAAGAUUUAAAUGACCAAGCUAGUUAUAUGUUUAAUAAGAAGUAAUUUAAAGUUUUUUUGUACUUUUAAGAACAAUAUGAACCACCAACAAGAUUUUCCAAAAUCAUAACUUUAGUUUUCAUCUUUCACUCCAAUUGCAAUGGUAGUACGUUAAGAAAACCUAAAUACAUGUAAGGCAAUAUUUCAAUAAAAUAUUUUAUAAUUAUUAAAAAAUACAAGCUUUUAAAUAGUUAAAAAUUUAAAUUUUAGUUUUAUGGUCUUUUGAUUGAAGUCAUUACCACACACAUUAUUUGAAGUAUUUCUUGUUACGAGAGAGAACCUUAUUUAAAUAACUCUCAAGUUACCAUAACGUAUUUUACCCAAUAUUAAACUUAUUUUUAAUUAACUAGAAUAGUACUUAGUUGUGGGAAUGGUAAAAUGACAUUUAUGCUAUGAUACAAAUGCAUGUUUCACUGUGAAGUACUUGUUAAGUUUGAGUUUCGUCGUGUGCAACUAUUAUGGCAAGUGAGAACACUUAUAAUGGUAAUGAUACUUGGGUGCCAGUGAUAUUAAAGUUACCAUAUUAUAGGUCCUUGAUAAGUAACAUGUAUUGAAUUGUUAAUUCAUUUGCAUUACAUGAUGUGUUAUGUAUAUUACAUAAUGUUUCAUUUUGCUUGUGCCAUCGAAUGAAGAUUGUAAAUGUGAGAAAUACUAUUGAUGCUAACUUUUCCUCGGUCAUGUAGGCAUAUAUUUCAAAAGUAUAUUUUCCUUAAAUUCUUGUGAAAAUUCUACAAUUUGUUACAAAGUGAAUGCCUCCAACCACCAAAUUAAUAAUUAUGACAAUGCCAUUAUAAGACCUUAUACUACAGAAAUUAAUGUUACCCCCAGUUACGAGGAAUUAUAAAAAUUACUUACAAUACUUAAUUUGCAUUCCAAAGUAAUAAAAUAGAUAAUGGCACGUUAAAGUAACUAAGUUUAAACACCAAUUUAACCGCUAUUCAACUUUUCAGAAAGAGAACACAAAAUGUAUUAUUUUCAAAGUCAAUUAUAUGGUUCGUUGUACAGAGUUUUUAAUAACUGAGAGUUUUAUUUGAUUUUAAAACCAUAAAUACCAGCAAAUUGUACUUGACGAAAAAAUGCUGACAAUACCGCACCAAUACUGAGAUUUGUGAAGGAACGGUACGGUAUUGAUUUAAGAAAAAAUUAAUAGCUUUCUCAUUGGGACAUUUCAUUAAUUUACUUUUGUGAAUGUGACUUAAUUAGGUUUAUAUAUUUGUGAUGGAAGAUCUAUUGAAUGAAACAUAGCACUGUGUGUGUUAGUGAAACAUUAUGGUAUAUUCUUUGUUCCUGAGCAUAAUUUCUUCAUUAUGUUUUAAAUGUUCAAUCUUAACGCCAUGUUGCAAAACAAAAAAAAAAGAGAGUAUUGUCAACUGUGUAUUAACACAGUUUAAUUGAAAAGGCAAAAAAAUAUAAAUGCAUAAAAAUCAUGGAAUGAACUGUACAGUAAUAAUUUUGUAGUUGUACCAAUAUUGUAACAAUUCACAGAAAUAUAAUAGCGUUUAUUAUUUU
This is a messenger RNA of Bacillus rossius redtenbacheri, 4419 nucleotides long. RefSeq lists its product as uncharacterized. The transcript is spliced from 4 exons. The coding region runs from base 188 to 1168 and encodes 326 amino acids. The record is from RefSeq and is a predicted model, not a curated record. NCBI's taxonomy places the organism in Eukaryota, Metazoa, Arthropoda, Insecta, Phasmatodea, Bacillidae.